Molecule: messenger RNA, 1341 nt
Organism: Trichoderma citrinoviride
Lineage: Eukaryota; Fungi; Ascomycota; Sordariomycetes; Hypocreales; Hypocreaceae
Product: glycosyltransferase family 62 protein
Exons: 5
Coding region: 1-1326 (441 amino acids)
Biological process (GO): cell wall mannoprotein biosynthetic process; protein N-linked glycosylation
Cellular component (GO): mannan polymerase complex
Molecular function (GO): alpha-1,6-mannosyltransferase activity
Source: RefSeq, a predicted model, not a curated record
AUGAUGCCACGGCAUCACACAAGCGGCUUCUCGAAUGGAUAUCCGCGUGCCGACACCUUCGAGAUCUCCCCCCAUAGAUUCCAGCCAAGGGCCACGCUCCCUCCCCACAGGAAACGCAAGAGGACAGCGAUCCGCGUCGGGAUAGCACUCGUCGUCAUUUUCGUCCUCAUCCUCUGGUUCGGCCAGCCCAAGUCUGUCGCCUCCCUCAUCUCGCUCGGCAUCCUUUCCGGAUAUGAGGACCUGAAGCUGGAAACGGUCCGAUACUAUGACCUCUCCAACGUCCAGGGCAGCGCGCGCGGCUGGGAGCGUGAGGAGCGUAUCCUGCUCUGCGUCCCUCUCCGCGAUGCCGAGCAGCACUUGCCCAUGUUCUUCUCCCAUCUGAAGAACUUUACGUAUCCUCACAACCUGAUCGAUCUUGCGUUCCUCGUCUCCGACUCCAAGGACCACACGCUGCAAUCCCUGACGGAGCAUCUGGAGGCCAUCCAGGCCGAUCCGGACCCCAAGCAACCGUACGGAGAAAUCUCCAUCAUCGAGAAAGAUUUCGGCCAAAAGGUGAACCAGGACGUGGAAAGCCGCCACGGAUUCGCUGCUCAGGCGAGCCGCAGAAAGCUCAUGGCCCAGGCGCGCAAUUGGCUUCUCAGCGCCGCUCUGCGGCCGUACCAUUCUUGGGUAUACUGGCGUGAUGUGGACGUGGAAACCGCACCGUUUACCAUUUUGGAGGAUCUGAUGAGACACAACAAGGACGUCAUUGUCCCCAAUGUCUGGCGUCCCCUUCCUGAUUGGCUCGGCGGUGAGCAGCCCUACGAUCUGAACUCGUGGCAGGAAUCCGAAACCGCGCUCGCGCUGGCCGACACUCUGGACGAAGACGCCGUUAUUGUCGAAGGCUACGCCGAGUAUGCCACAUGGAGGCCGCAUCUUGCCUACCUGCGCGACCCCUACGGCGACCCUGAUAUGGAAAUGGAAAUCGACGGAGUCGGCGGUGUCAGUAUCUUGGCCAAGGCGAAAGUCUUCCGCGCUGGCGUUCAUUUCCCGGCGUUUAGCUUUGAGAAGCACGCUGAAACAGAGGGUUUCGGCAAGAUGGCGAAGCGUAUGAAAUUCUCUGUUGUUGGACUGCCGCAUUAUACUAUUUGGCAUUUGUAUGAACCUAGUGUUGACGAUAUCAAGCAUAUGGAGGAGUUUGGUGAUGCCAACUCGCAGUGGGAGCAGGACAAGCAGCAGAUGCAGGAUCUCAAAUUGCAGGAUCAGGGAAGCGAUAGAGAGGCUGUUGGAUUGAACCAGGGCGCAGCCGCAAAGGCCGCGGGGGCUAUAGAAGGGCAAAAGAACUAAGCAUGGCUUGAGGAU